AUAUUUAGUUUUUUUAGGAGGAUGGACUGUUGGACUGUAGCAUUGAAUCAAUUACAGGUCGCUCCAACUCAGGCGCAUUUGGGAGCGGAGCCGCGGACGCAGACGGAGUGGCGCACAUAUGCUUGCUUUCACGGAGCAGGCUCGAGCUGUGAGGAUUAACGGCACCGGAGAACCAUUCACUGCGCAAAGCAGAGAGCGUAUGCUUUAUUCAUUACUGGAUUUAUUCUAUCAAGAGGAACAAUUAAAAGGAAAUUAAAAAGUGAUCCACGCGUCGGAGGUCAUGGCAGGCAUGAAGACCCUUCUCGUGGUGGGGGUAGUGCUGUUUGGGUUCAUAUCAGUUACAUACGGAAUACUUUGGCCGACCAUCGCAUCCAACCAACAUGAGUUCGUCCUCGAGCGGCAUUCCGUAUUUAACGUUAGCUGUAUCGGGAAGAGGAGCGUAGUGUGGGUUGAACCCUUACCGGACAACACAUUUGUGAAUUCCGGAUAUAACACAUCCACUCUCUUCAUAAACAACGCCUCCGCUGCCAACACCGGAUACUACUCCUGUAGAUACCAGACCUUAGAUGACCAAGAUUUAAACAGCAACCAGGAUUACGAGGCAGAGAUAUACAUCUAUGUUCCAGAUCCUGCUGUUCCCUUCGUCCCGGAAGAGCCGGAAAACUUGAUGGCGACGGCGAUGGCGGGCAAGACUUUCAUCCCGUGUCGCGUGUCCGACCCGGCCUCCCAGGUGACGCUACGGAGCGUGCCCGGUGAGGAGGAGGUUUCUGCCUUGUUCGACAGCAAGAUGGGGUUUGUGGCCAUCAUUCCGGCAGGACUGUACCGGUGUGAGACCGUGGUCGAUGGGGUCGUUGUCCGCAGUGACACCUACAGGGUGGAGGACAGCACAGGCGAGGAGGCCUUCCAGGUGGAGGUGGGGGCCAGCGAGGAGGCUGUGAGGCUGGGACAGGCCCUCAACAUCACCUGCCUUGUCCCUCUGGGACCAGCCUUCCAGCAGCAGUGGCUCCACCCCAAGAAACAGGCUGUCAGAGCAGUGGCGAUGAAGGAGAUUCUGACCAAUCAGGUGCUCUACAUCCUCCGUAUCCCAGAAGCCACCUCUCAUGACAGUGGAGUCUACGAGUGCGUCGUUGUCAAUGAAGACAGCGGGGAGAUCCGCACAGGCAGAGUGGUGGUCACCGUCUUCGAGGAGAACUCGUUCAUUUCCCUGGAGCAUGCUGGGAUAGGAGCAGUGGAGUUCGCCAGCCUGCUGGAGGAGUCAGAGUUCACCAUCCUGAUCCACGCCAGUCCCGCCCCCCAGGUCACAUGGUACAAGGAUGGCAGCGAGCUGGCGGGAAGCAGCUACGUCCGGACCAAGACCACGCCCCUCCAGGUCUCGCCCCUCCAGGCCACGCCCCACAGGUAUCAGAGUGUACUGACGCUGAGGCAGCCCCUAGAAGCUGACAGUGGGAACUACACCAUCAUGGCCCUGGCUGGCUCCCAGUCAGAACACUUCUCCUUCACGCUGAAGGUCAAAGCAUCGGGCUCCGUGGCGUUCCAGCCCUCCUCCGCCCCCCUCCUCCUGCCCCGGGUGGAGCAGAUGCAGGUCCCCCUCAACGCCCCCUUCACCCUCACCUGCCACGGGGAGGCGGAGCUGGAGUGGGACACGCCCCUCUACCUGCCCCAGCAGACGGAGGAGGACAACAGCGGCCUGUUCGUCACCACGGUGACCGUGGAGGACGCCACGGCGAUGCACACGGGCGCCUACACCUGUUUCUAUCAACACGGCAACGGCUCGGAGGAGACGCAGAGCAGCAUCUAUGUCUACGUGCCGGACCCCGAGGUGCCCUUCCUGCCCUCGCUGGUGCCCUACAGCAACCACGUCCUGACGGACCAGAAGGAGAUGGAGAUCGGCUGCCGUGUGUCCGACCCCGGCGCCAACGUUACCCUGGUGAACACCGACACCCAGCAGGAGGUCCCCUCCUCCUACGACAGCCGGCGCGGCGCCGUGGGCCUGUUCAACCCGGGGACCUACGCCUGCCGGGCAAUGAUCAACGACGAGGAGCACUACAGCGAGGAGUACAUUGUUCACGGGUGGGUGGAGGGCGCGGGGGGGCUGGAGGUGGAGCUCCGGGCCCCCAGGACGGCCCUGCUGGUGGGGGAGACCCUCACCGUGUCCUGCCUGGCGCGGGGAUCCUCCGAGAUCCUGGAGGACCAAUGGAAGUACCCCGGCAGACAGGCGAAUCGCGGCGUGAAGUCCGUGCGGGAGAACAAGCGCGAGCAGGAGAUCCAGUACACGCUGACCAUCGGCCAGGCGUCCGCCAAGGACAGCGGCUCCUACGCCUGCGCCAUCACCGACAUCAUCAGCGACAAGAGGCAGACCAGGGAGCUGGUCAUCAACGUCUACGAGAGUGCCUUUGUGUCUCUCCGCCCGUCCUUCAGCCCCCAGGAGACUGCGGAGCUGGACGAAGUGAAGGAGUUCCGGGCGGACAUCGACUCCUUCCCCGAGGCGAGGGUCACCUGGCUGAAGGACGGACGCCCUCUGGACGACGUGGCGGCCGAGAUCAGCAGCAACCUGCGGAAGGUCGGCGAGACCAGGUACCAGAGUAUUCUGACCUUGAUCCGGGCCAAGCAGGAGGAUAGUGGGAACUACACUCUGCGACUGGACAACGGCGACCUGAGCACCACCCACAGUUUCAGCUUGCAGGUCAAAGUUCCCGCUGUGAUCGUGGAUCUCAUGGACCUACAUCACGGAUCGUCGCUCGGCCAGGCCGUGGUGUGCAUCGCUGGGGGACAGCCCACACCUGAGCUGGAGUGGUUCAUCUGCAGCAACAUCAAACACUGUGCCAACGACUCCUCCCAGUGGGUGCCCCUCCCGGCCAACUCCUCGGAGAUCACCGUGGAAACGCACCUGGACGCCGACCUCCAGCUGGAGAGCCAGGUGAUGUUCGGUCAUCUUGAUAACACACUGGCCGUGCGCUGCCUGGCCAGGAACGAGAUGGCCGUCGUCAGCAGGGAGGUCAAGCUGGUGUCUAAUGGCCCUCACUCAGAGCUGACGGUGGCUGCAGCAGUGUUGGUGUUGCUGGUCAUAGUCAUCAUCUCUCUCAUUGUGCUCGUCAUCAUAUGGAAACAGAAGCCUCGAUAUGAAAUCCGCUGGAGGGUGAUCGAGUCUGUGAGUCCAGACGGCCAUGAGUACAUCUACGUGGACCCCAUGCAGCUGCCCUACGACUCCCGCUGGGAGUUCCCCAGAGACGGCCUGGUGCUGGGUCGCAUCCUGGGCUCCGGGGCCUUUGGGAAGGUGGUGGAAGGGACAGCCUACGGACUCAGCCACUCCCAGCCUGUCAUGAAGGUGGCUGUGAAGAUGCUGAAACCCACAGCUCGCUCCAGUGAAAAGCAGGCCCUGAUGUCGGAGUUGAAGAUCAUGACUCACCUGGGCCCUCACCUGAACAUUGUCAACCUGCUGGGGGCUUGCACCAAGACAGGUCCCAUCUACAUCAUCACUGAGUACUGUUUCUAUGGCGACCUGGUGAACUACCUUCAUAAGAACAGGGAGAGCUUCCUAAGUGUGCAUCCGGAGAAAUCCAAGAAGGACCUGGACAUCUUCGGCAUCAACCCUGUGGACGAGAGCAACAGGAGCUAUGUGGUCCUGUCCUUCGAGGGCAGAGGAGACUACAUGGACAUGAAGCAGGUGGACACGCAGUACGUUCCCAUGCUGGAGAUCAACGAUCCCUCCAAGUACUCCGACAUCCAGCUCUCCAGCUACGACAGCCCACCCUCGCCGAGACAGAGAGAGGGUGAGGUGGACGGUCUGCUGCCGGACGAUAAGAGCAAGGGUCUGAGCACCACCGACCUGCUCAGCUUCUCCUACCAGGUGGCCCGCGGCAUGGAGUUCCUGGCCUCCAAGAACUGUGUGCACAGAGACCUGGCUGCCAGAAACGUGCUGCUGUCCCAGGGGAAGAUCGUGAAGAUCUGUGACUUUGGUCUGGCCAGGGACAUCAUGCACGACAACAACUACGUCUCCAAGGGCAGCACCUUCCUUCCAGUGAAGUGGAUGGCUCCUGAGAGCAUCUUUGACAACAUGUACACCAGCCUGAGUGACGUCUGGUCCUAUGGCAUCCUGCUGUGGGAGAUCUUCUCUCUGGGUGGAACCCCCUACCCUGGUAUGGUGGUGGACUCCAGCUUCUACAACAAGAUCAAGAGUGGCUACAGGAUGGCCAAGCCUGAGCAUGCUGCUGCCCAUGUGUAUGAGAUGAUGAUGAAGUGUUGGAACAGCGAGCCCGAGAAAAGGCCCUCCUUCCUCAGCCUCAGCGAAUCAGUGGCCUCCCUGCUGCCCGCCAGCUACAAGAGGAGCUACGAGAGGAUCAACCAUGACUUCCUGAAGAGUGACCACCCUGCGGUGACGCGCGUGUGCGUGGAGAGCGACGACGCCUACGUGGGCAUCAGCUACAAGAACCAGGGCAAGCUGAAGAGCCGUGAGGAGCAGGAGCAGCGUCUGAGCUCGGACAGCGGCUACAUCAUCCCCCUGCCCGACCUGGAGCCUGACCUGGGCUACAGCAAGAGGAACCGCCACAGCUCCCAGACGUCGGACGAGAGUGCCAUAGAGACUGGCAGCAGCUCCACGCUGGCCCGCAGGGAGGGGGAGACCCUGGAGGACAUCACCCUGCUGGAGGAGCUCCACUCUGGGGACCUGGAAGAGGACAGCUUCCUGUGACAUGCCCGCUAGGAGGACAGCUUCUUGUCACACCCCACUCCCCCCUCCCCACAGCUUCCUGUGACACCCCCACACCUAGGAUGACAGCUUCCUGUGACACACCCUCACAGUUUCCCUGUGACACACCCAACUAGGAUGACAGCUUCUGGUGACAAGCUCACCUAGGGUGAUUGCUUCCUGUGACAUGCCCAACUAGGGUGAUUGCUUCCUGUGACAUGCCCAACUAGGAUGACAGCUUCCUGUGACACCCUCGCACAUAGGAGGACAGACGGACACACAAUCUAAAGACCCCCCCCCCAACUUCCACAAACACACUUUUCCUUCCCCCCCCCGCCCCCCUCUCCCCCCAGCCUGUCCUCACUCCCCGCCGAGGAAAGGGCGAAACCACUUCACUGCUCGGACAAGUCUGUGGUACGGCGAGAUUGUGGUGCACCAUGAGAUCCCCAGACAGCGCCCUCUUGCUGGGCUGGAGGGAUAGAGACCGUGGGACGCUGAGCCCUGCCCUGGCCUGCAGUCUGGAGGAAGGACUCGUGUCGAGGGCUGUGUCCUCUGUUCGGAAAGAACAUUAAGCUAAUGGGCAUUCUAAAACAGUAUACUGUAUGUAAAUAUGAGUAUGUACUAGACCAGUAUGUAUCAGUAUAUUCCUGUAUAUACCAGUUUAUACCAGUAGGCACUAAUAUGUACCAGUAUAUACCAGUACACACCAGUAUGUACCAGUAUACACCAAGUUAUACCAGUAUAUACCAGUAUGUACAAGUAUAUACAACCUUUAAGCCAGUGCAUACCAGUGUGUACCAGUAUACACCAGUUUAUACCAGUAUAUACCAGUUUACACCCGUAUGCCAACCACUACAGUGUGACAGGCCGAAAUACAUCCGCCCAGCUGGAGUGUGUCCAGCCAGGGACAGCGUCCCCUCCUCUCUUCUCCUGGACACACCCUUCCUGCUGGCACAAUCACUAGCUAUACUAGAUUAUACAGCACGAUAUCUGGACCCUGUAUGCUUCUUAUCUACGUGACUAUAUACUGUCUACAGCUGAAUAAGUACAAUGGUCCAAACUUUAUUUUUUUACUCGUACCUUACAUGUCAACUUGUAUUGUGUUGUUAAUAUUAGAAGGAUGAUCGUAAUUUGCUUUAAUGAUGAAUAUGUAUAAUGUGCUUGUGGAGUGGCAGGUUUAAGAGCUUGGUGGUUCUCAGCGCAUGGAUGAGUUGGAAU
Messenger RNA from Hypomesus transpacificus, 5902 nucleotides. It is a transcript of the gene pdgfra, whose product is annotated as platelet-derived growth factor receptor, alpha polypeptide. Gene Ontology annotation, biological process: platelet-derived growth factor receptor signaling pathway; positive regulation of kinase activity; embryonic cranial skeleton morphogenesis. Gene Ontology annotation, cellular component: signaling receptor complex. The record is from RefSeq and is a predicted model, not a curated record. Lineage: Eukaryota; Metazoa; Chordata; Actinopteri; Osmeriformes; Osmeridae. Gene Ontology annotation, molecular function: platelet-derived growth factor binding; platelet-derived growth factor alpha-receptor activity; ATP binding.